Messenger RNA from Parathielavia appendiculata, 1281 nucleotides. RefSeq names its product iron reductase domain protein. Bases 1 to 1281 code for a protein of 426 amino acids. Lineage: Eukaryota; Fungi; Ascomycota; Sordariomycetes; Sordariales; Chaetomiaceae. The record is from RefSeq and is a predicted model, not a curated record. The transcript is spliced from 3 exons.
AUGCUCAACUCGGUUCUCGGUUUUAGUUUUGCUACCCUGCUGUGGCUCGCCAGCCUCGCCGUCGGUGCCCCCUUGGAGCACUGCCCAUCGGGUUCCGGAGGCGUUUGCUUCAGCAUCGCGGUGCCGACCUCGUCGGCGAAUUCUGGAUCUGGGAAUGUCUAUUUCCAAAUCAAGGCGCCGACGUCGCUCCAAUGGGUGGCCCUAGGCACGGGCAGUGCCAUGUCCGGUUCCAACAUUUUCUUGAUGUACCAGGACGGAAAGGGCAACGUGACACUGUCGCCACGUCUCGGCCAAGGGUACAGCGCCCCGCAGCUGGACACAAGCCCGACCGCUGCCCGGCUGACACUGCUGGCCGGCAGCGGGGUCAGCGACGACGGCGCCACCAUGACGGCGAACGUGGCGUGCUCCAACUGCGACCAGUGGAGCGGCGGGGGGACCAUGUCUUUGAGCAGCACCGCCGCCGGAUGGAUCGCUGCAUGGAAGCGAGGCUCGCCGCUGGCCACCAUCGACCAGGCGGUCGGCAUCUCUCGACACGAUGGCCGCACACUGUUCACCGUGGACUUGACUCGUGCGACCGUCAACACGGACAGCAAUCCCUUCGUGACCAGUCACAAUACCGGAGGGGGGAGCAGCUCCAGCGGCAACGGUUCUGGCUCGGGUUCGGGCUCGGGCUUGGAUUCGGGUUCGGGCUCGGGCAUUUCUGAAAUGACCGGCCGCGGCCCAAGCCAAACUCUGGUGGCCCACGGCAGCAUCAUGGCGGUGGUUAUGCUUGUCCUCUUCCCCAUGGGCUCGCUGCUGAUGCCGUUGUUCCGGAGGUGGUGGCUCCACGGUACCUGGCAGCUUGUGGGCCUUGCCGUCAUGUGGGCUGGCAUCAUUGUUGGCAUCGUGGUUCUCCGAGAUAUGCAGAUGCGUUGGAACGAUCCCCACUUCAUCGUCGGGCUCGUGGUCGCCGGCGUCUUCACGAUCCAGCCCGCCCUCGGCCUCCUGCACCACCGUCAGUACGUGAAGACGCUGCGCCGAAGUAUGGUCAGCCACGUGCACCGAUGGCUCGGACGCGUGCUGAUGGCGCUGGGUACGAUCAACGGCGGGCUGGGCCUGAGGCUGGCGAGGGCACCCGAAAGAUUCGUCAUCGCGUACGGCACCGUCGCCGGUGUCGUCUACGUCGGCUAUGCCGGCUACAAGCUAUACGUCUUCUUCCAGCGCGGCACCAGCAACGCGGCCGCCACAGACAACGACACCGACAGGUCAAAGGAGGGACAUAGGGGGCAAUCGAGACGGUAG